Messenger RNA from Falco peregrinus (peregrine falcon), 3294 nucleotides. It is a transcript of the gene SYTL3, whose product is annotated as synaptotagmin like 3. The transcript is spliced from 16 exons. Gene Ontology annotation, biological process: exocytosis; intracellular protein transport. Lineage: Eukaryota; Metazoa; Chordata; Aves; Falconiformes; Falconidae. The record is from RefSeq and is a predicted model, not a curated record. Gene Ontology annotation, molecular function: small GTPase binding; neurexin family protein binding. Gene Ontology annotation, cellular component: plasma membrane; exocytic vesicle. Bases 811 to 2547 code for a protein of 578 amino acids.
GAAGACGGAGCGUAUUUUGAUUAUAUCAGUCAGCUUUUAUAGUCUCUUGUGCCUAGCCUCUUUUUAAUGUUAGAAAAAUGAAGAACUUCUCUUUGAUUGUUAGUUGCUGUUGCUGGUAACAAAGCCAGAGACUUGGCAAAAGCUGUUGUGACACUAGAGCUUUGUUGAGUGUAUUUGCUUUUAGCUGUUUUGGGGAUGCUCCUCUGUACAUACAUCAGUCUAAUUUUGGUGCCCAAAGGAAGGAAAGAGGGUGGAGAACAACCACCAGGGUUUUUUUUAAGGAAAGAUAAAUAAAUAGUAAGAGUGCUACUGAUCUCUUAAAAGCAGUUUACUUCCACACAUCUUUGUUUGAUGGCUGGUGAAAAGGCCUGGAAAUAACAAAUCUACAAGACCAAAUUAAAAAAAAAACCAACAUUCCCUCCACUCCUUGGCACUAUCUCUUUAUGAAUUGUCCCUCCAUCUGGUGACACUUAAAGCCCUAUCCCGGACCUUGCUGCAAGCUCUCAUCUCUUUUGGAACCACUUUCAGCAAAAAAAAGAAUAAGAAGUUCUUUCAUGUGAAAAAGACAAGACUGCUGUGUCCUUGCAAAGUGCUCAUAUUCUCUGGGUAGCAGAGAUACUUCAAUGAUGACUUGUGUGAAGAUAGACAUGGUUAUUUUUCUCUUCAAGGGUAUGACACAGUGACUGUAUCACCAAUCAAGUAAGGGCAGUUAGUAAACACUCAGACUAUAUUAUACUCUACAAAGUGUAACUUCUGGAUGUAGUAGAACCAUAGGACAGCGGUCUACAAAACAAGUGAAGCCUGGGAAAAAUGGCCUGUGAAUAUAAUCUAAACUUCCUUAAGGAAUUAGAACGAGAGGCUGUUCUGGAAGUCCUGUACCGUGACCAGAUGGUGAGAAAAAUGGAAGAGGAAAGAAUAAGGAAACUGAAACUGCAGGUGCAGCAGCUUCAAUGGAGAGGUGCAGGAAAUGUACGCCAUGAAUACCAGGAGAGGUCUUGUGCUCGCUGUCAGAAAUCACUUGGGUUGUUGAUAAACAGAGGUGCAGUAUGCAAUGGGUGCAGCCAUCGAGUGUGCUCUGAAUGCCGUGUCUGCCUGAAUCCCUGCCUUUGGAAAUGCACUGUUUGUUAUGCUCACGGAGAUGUGAAAGUAAAGGCUGGUGAAUGGUUCUUUGAGGAACGAGCAAAGAAAUACCCAGGUGAAGGCAGACAUGAAACAGUUGGCGCAAAGCUCUUGAAAUCUUACCAGAAACUGAGUAAAAUUUCUGUCGUACCUCCAACUCCACCUCCUUUCACAGAAUCCACAGCAGGAAGCAAUGUGAUGGUAAAUGAACUCGGACAGUCUAAAAGUUUUAAUAAAUCUGUGGAAAACUUGUUUUUAUCUCUCACAACACAUAUAAAAAAGAUCUCUAAAUCCCAGAAUGAUAUGGCUGACAGACGUCUUCUAACCACAGAUUAUGGGCAGAGCAUGGAAAGAAGGAAGCAAAGAAGGAGCCAGUCUGACACUGCCAUCAAUGUUACAAGCAGGAUUAAAAGUACACCCAGUCUUCAGCAGCUCAUCGCUGGGGCCCAAAAUGACAGUGAAAUUCUGACCAAAAGGAAUUGCAAGGAGGAAGACAUACCAACCAGUCCCACAAGUGACGCAGUUUUCUGUGAUGGCAGAAAACAUGGGAGUUUGUAUAGUCUUAACAGCACUUGCACUGAGACUGGCAAUUUUGGCAAGACUAACGUCACAGGAGAAAUAGAGUUUGCCAUAAGAUACAUCUUCAAAGCUUGCAUCUUAGAAAUUUGCAUCAAGGAAUGCAAGAACCUGGCUUACGGAGAAGAGAAGAAGAAAAAGUGUAACCCGUAUGUUAAGGUUUAUUUACUUCCCGAUAAAUCUCCUCGGAGUAAGCGGAAGACGGCUGUCAAAAAGAGCACAGUGGAUCCAGAAUUCAAUGAGACUUUGAAGUACAAGAUUGAAUACUCCCAGCUGGGAAGUCGGCAACUGCAGGUCUCUGUCUGGCAUGCAGGAGCAUUCAAAUACAGAGUAUUUUUGGGGGAAGUGGUGAUUUCACUGGCAGCGUGGAAUUUUGAAGAGAACUCGAUGCAGUUGUUCAACUGGUACCAGCUCAAACCCAAGCUUGAAAAGCCUGAGGUUGAUCUUAUUCAGUACAGUGGUGAACUCCUUGUGUCUGCAAGACUGUCGGUACCAGCGCAGUAUAACAAUUUCCAGUUUGAAGGAAAUAAAGACCAAGGAGUUCCCAAAUGCCAGCUUCAGGUUAUGAUAUUUGGGGCCAAGAACUUGCCCAUGCUGAGAUCUGCUGGAAAGCCAAACUCAUUUAUUAAAAGUUGUCUUAUCCUUCCAGACCAAGCAGAGGUAAAGCAAAAGUCUCCUGUCUUGAAGAAAGAAGCCUGUCCCCAGUGGAAGCACUUGUUUGUCUUUGAUAGUGUGACCCCAGCUCAGCUACAGCAAUCAUGUCUACACUUGACUGUCUGGGACCAGUCAACUUUCAGCUCAAGCGAUCAUUUCCUAGGAGGAGCCAAGCUUGGUGCAAUUGUUGCCUGUUAGAAACAGAUUUCAUACUUGAAGCUCAUGUCAGACCUAAGCUACAGCCAGGCAAGAAAGUUGGCUGGGCAGCUCUCCAGGCAGCUCAGUGGGAAGUGACAGCCACAAAGCAAGAACCAGAAGACAGAAAUACCUAUCGCCUGCUCCUUCACCACGUCAAAAGUUUUGCUCAGUUUCGGAUAUCACAUUUCAUAAAAACAUUUCUAUUAUUCUUGCCUGCUGCAGAAAUUUAGAAUGCCAAAUAGCUACUAGACGCAGAGAGAGAAAGCCAGGACUCUGUACUGCACAGCAGAGAUCUAACUUUGUUACUUCCGUCAUGGGAAAUUCAAGGUGGUGUAAAAACACGAGCACUGAGGGAAUGAAGACAAACAAGCCACAAAUACAGGAGAAAAGCAACAUUAUUUCUUGAAUCAUGAGCAACCUGCAGCCAGUGGUAGAAGACCAGUGGGAUUGCUUAUCCUUUUCCCUUGCCUGUGAAAGGUCUCCCAGUCCCCUCUUCUCUCUUCACGCAUGCUCCCUGUGAAGGUUUCCCCCUUACUCCCAGCCACCCCAUGGUGCAAGAGAUAAAUGAGGUCCUAACACUCCAGAGUCAGGAGAACCCCCCUUCAGGUGUGUGCCCCACACAGGAGCCCACUGUGCCCUCACCUCCACAUCUCCCUGCAGCUCUCAAGACUGCCACCAGGACAGCAGACUACAGGGUCACAGGUCCAAGCAAGAACAGUAACGCUCACAGUCCAGCUGCAGGAUAGC